AAAAAGGACUGGAUGCUUGCUUUCGUGGCCACUUUGAAUAAUGGCGGAAGAGUUUCUUGUAAAACAGAGUCUUCUAAAACGAAGGAUUUAGCUUAUUUUCUAUUAACUAGUUUUAAUUUUAGGCCAUCUAAAUAACGGAAGAUGCAGACUAAAGAUAUUUUUUCAAGGUUCAAGCAAUUUGACGCUUACCCAAAGACACUGGAUGAUUUUAGAGUGAAGACUGUUACGGGAGCAGGAGUGACAAUAAUCAGUGGAUUAAUCAUGUUCACACUUUUUAUAUCAGAGCUGAAUUACUUUAUGACUACUGAGGUUAGCCCGGAAUUGUUUGUUGACACAACUAGACAUCAAAAAUUGAAAAUUAAUAUAGAUAUUAUCUUACCGAAAUUACCAUGCGUGUAUUUAAGUAUUGAUGCAAUGGAUGUUUCUGGUGAACAGCAGUCUGAUAUAGAUCACAAUAUUUUUAAGCAAAGACUUGAUGUAAAUGGCAAUGCUAUUCAAGAUGCAGCUGUUAGAGAAAAUCUUGGCGAUGGAAGUGAGCAUGCACUGAAGUCAGUGAAGACUACGCUAGAUCCAAACAGAUGUGAGAGUUGCUAUGGUGCAGAGACAGCAGAACUACCGUGCUGUAACUCCUGUGAAGAUGUCCGUAAUGCAUACAGAGGGCGUGGUUGGGCCUUCACAGACCCAGAAAGCAUAGAACAGUGCAAAAGGGAGGGAUGGAAGGACAAGUUUCAAGAGCAGAAAAAUGAAGGAUGUAGAGUUUUCGGUUACGUCGAAGUUAGCAAGGUUGCUGGCAACUUCCACAUUGCACCGGGCAAGAGCUUUCAACAGCAUCAUGUCCACGUGAACAUGGUGAAUAUGGGCAAGGGUGCCAAAGUUUUUUCAAUUAAUUUUCAUGAUUUGCAGCCAUUUGGAGGUAUGCAAUUCAACCUAACGCACCACAUCAAACAUUUAUCUUUCGGAGAGCCGUACCCUGGUGUUCACAACCCAUUAGACGACACGCUCAUAGAUGCUGUCGAAUCAUCAACUAUGUACCAAUAUUUUGUCAAAGUUGUUCCAACUGUUUACAAGAAAUUAGGUGGUGGGGAAGUCUGGACUAACCAAUAUUCUUAUACCAAACACAAACGAAGUGUCCGGCAGUUGACUGGAGAGCACGGACUACCUGGAGUAUUUGUGUUAUAUGAACUGUCACCAAUGCUAGUUCAAUACACUGAAAAAAGAAGGUCAUUCAUGCAUUUCCUGACUGGUGUGUGUGCAAUUGUUGGUGGCGUCUUUACAGUUGCUGGCCUCAUUGAUUCGAUGAUAUACCAUUCCGCGCGUGCAUUGCAGAAGAAGAUUGAUCUUGGAAAAGCAAGUUAGGACUUGAAUUGAAAUAACUCGUAAAUAUUGUUAUGUAAAACUAGCUAUGUUCAUAAAAGGUGUAUUGUUAAUUGACGCAUGUGUAAGCAAGAUUAUGAGCUCUCACUUCGAAAAGAUGUAGAAUAUAGAAUUGCAGCUUAUCAGAACACGCGUUGGAACGAAAUGGAGAGGGCUAUCAUUCAGAAUGUUCCACCCCAACAUUGUCAGUUGCAAAAAGAAACAUUCCAGUCUAUUUUUAGAGAAUUUUAUAGAAAUAUCAACAGUAAACGGAUUUCCAAUGGUAAUGUCAAUAAGUUCAACGCUGUUUUUUACAUAUCAAUGACAUUUCUGCACGAAAUACUUUCUUUAGGUUUUUAACGAUUUGUGGUCCAAUUCUGUUACCCAAAGCCUCAAGUUUAUCUCCUGAAUUUAUCUUGGUUUUCUGAGAAUAUCUGUUAUUGACCAAAUAUAAACCCGAAGGCUCUGGCAAGAGUUUCUAUAUUCAAACAUAUGUUACAAAAUACGUUGCGGAUAGUGAACGGUCAGAGAAUGUUGUGCCCCAAAAAACUUGAGCAAGUGAACUUAGUGGAGUAUUUUAGAGUAUAAUUUAUUCUUUGCAUACAUUUGAAGCUCUCAA
Molecule: messenger RNA, 1972 nt
Organism: Rhopilema esculentum
Lineage: Eukaryota; Metazoa; Cnidaria; Scyphozoa; Rhizostomeae; Rhizostomatidae
Source: RefSeq, a predicted model, not a curated record